UAAACGCUAAAAUUCGUUUAAAGACGACAUGACACUAGAUUAAGCUCGGGUUGCGUCGCCAGAAAAGACAGGUUAUUAAGUCAAAAGCCUUGAUUUUCACUUGCUAACUAUGCAUGCUAAGGGUGAUUGCUAACUGACUGCUUAAAGUUAGACACACUUCCUCGUCGUGUUUUUCAAUAUAAGACCCAAUAUAGAUGCAUUACACAUGGCGUGCAGUAUUGCUCAAUAGUAACCACGUCAAAUACAAUAGUAACCUUUCGAUACAAUAUGUAGUUAUCACGCAUUUGCUUUAAAAUGUAUUGUACACCAUAGAGUUUGAACACACAGUCGCUACACUGCUUUUAAUUUGGAAGCUACACUCACAACAUCCGGGCAUGUUACCACCCCUCUCCGUCUUACUUUGGCCAGUAAACAAUUUGCGGAGUCAAGCAUGCGACGGCGGUGCCCAAUGUCCAACAUUUGAAUAUUGUCAAUGAAUAACCCUACUUAUUAUUGCUUUUGAUCAAAUUCUACCAAGCACAGACAGACGGACAGACGCACACCUCCUCAGAGCAGUUUGUGUGUCGUUUAGCUCGCUCGCUCGCUUGCUAACAGUGCUAACACGAGCAGUCUACCAGCAAGCUGGACGCGAUGUCGCUGGUGGACCUGGGCAAGCGUCUGCUCGAGGCGGCGCGUAAAGGUCAAGAUGAUGAGGUCCGAAACCUGAUGGCCAAUGGAGCGCCGUUUACCACCGACUGGGUGAGUCGCUGUCUUGAGGCUUUGACAUUCUCUAGUAACGUUCCACGCAAUAACAUGCCCUCCUCACAGCUGGGGACGUCCCCCCUCCACCUGGCCGCCCAGCACGGCCAUUACUCCACGGCAGACGUCCUUCUGCGAGCAGGUGUCAGCCGCGACGCACGUACCAAGGUGGACAGGACGCCUCUGCACAUGGCUGCUGCCGAGGGACACACCAUCAUCGUGGAGCUGUUGGUCCGGAGCGGCGCAGACAUCAACGCUAAAGACAUGUUGAAGAUGACGGCGCUGCACUGGGCGGCGCAGCAUGGACACCACGGCGUGGUGGAGACCCUCAUCAAGCACGGAGCCGACGUGCACGCGCUCAGCAAGUUCGAUAAGACGCCGUUUGACAUCGCUGUCGACAUCCAGAACACUGACCUGAUGCUGCUUCUGCAGGAGGGCAUGCAGAACCAAGUGAACAUGAACCAGGUGAGCGUGAACGUGGAGUCCGGCAACGCAACGAACCAGCCGCAGUUCAUCAUCCAGGGAAUACCUGCCAUCCAGGGGGGUGUGGUCAAUCUGGCCGACCUGCUCAACAAGGCCAACACCGAAUCAGAGGAAGCGUUGGCUGCCAAUGCGCUGGACUCCAACAUCCAGCAUGCUGCUGUUGUCAACGAGGGAGGUCAGAGGGUCAUCACCAUAGUAACGGACCAACAUGGCAAUCUACAGACCACAGGGGGGAUGACGCAGCCCUUCUUUGUCACCAUGCAGCAUGGACAGCAAAUGCUGGCAGUACCCGCCAACACCGUGGCAGAGGAGGUGGUAACAGAGGAAUCUCAGGCCCCACCCUCCAGGAAGAGGAAGCUUGAGGUGGCCAACAACCACAACGACACAGGAGAAACUGAGCUGUUACAGAGGCAGCUGCAGGAGGCUAACAGGAAGGCACAGGAGUACCGACAGCAGCUGCUGCGCAAAGAGCAGGAGGCCGAGGAGUACCGAAUCAAGCUGGAGGCCAUGGCCCAGAGCCAGGCCAACGGCACGACCAAUGCCGCCACGGCAGCCGUCAGCCCAGAGGAGGUGGUGGGCGGGGAGGACGAAGAGGAGACGGCGGCAACAGCAGCGGCCGUGGUUGAGGAUGAGGGGGAGAUGGUGGUGCUGCAAGGUGGAGGGAUCAUCAUGGAGGGGGAGGAGGGUCAGGUGACACUGGUGGAGACCGGGGGAGAGCCCACAGGGGUCAGCUCGUAACAGAUGGAGGGUCGGCGCAGGAAGGAAGGCUGUGGCCGAGUGAUGCCGUAACGUGUCAGAGACUGCCAACGACAGCAGGAAGACGGCGUGAACAGACUGACGCGCCAUGCCGUCUUUCCAGCGUCCCAUCAGAGGAAUUCCUUUGCUAAGUUAGCGCUAAGCUUCCUGUUUGACAACGUGUAUCACUACGCUUACAUAAUUUCCCGUUUCCUUAACUUCACUUCUCCUUGUGCGUUUGUCCCGCACGUUUAUUACUCACUUCAUUGCUUUUGAAUGUGUUGGAGGACGGAACAAGCCCACUAUGGUUCCUUUUGUUUUUCCCCAAAAGCCACGCUGGAAUCUCAAGUGUCGCAGUGGACUUUGCAAAGGGAAUCUUUUGGGAUAAUUGUACCUCACCUAACUCGGCCUGCUUUUUUUGUUUUUUUUUUUUAUUACAUGCGGAUGGAAAACUGUGAAUCUGGAAUGAACCUAAAGCCGUCUGUUGUGUGCACCUUUCGAGGGAACAGGCAGGAACAUUUAAGCAGUUACUGAAACUUUUGCCACGUGAAUUAACAUUUGGUUUCCCAGCUGAACUGCUGUUGUUUUUUAAUCUGUUUCACAGGGACUUUUACAGUUUUCAAACUCCAUUCUUCCAGUCAAAAUGUGCUAGAGAAGCUUCAAGUAGAAUUAACCGGAGGCUAUGAGUACAUGAAGGCUAAAAUAACCGAAACAGACAAUAGUUUUGUCCUUCCCGGCCCACCUGUGAUAUGCCUGCUGCACCUUCCCUCCUUCCUCAUCUUUGUUUGGCAGCAUUUGAGUUAUUUUUUUAUAAACUCAGCAUUUUUCUAUGUAUAUAUAAAGUUGUAUUUUUUUAACUGUAUCUGACUGCUUCACCGUGAUAUUAAUGCUUACCUGAUAUAUAAACACUUGUUAACGUCA
This is a messenger RNA of Doryrhamphus excisus (bluestripe pipefish), 2877 nucleotides long. The record is from RefSeq and is a predicted model, not a curated record. NCBI's taxonomy places the organism in Eukaryota, Metazoa, Chordata, Actinopteri, Syngnathiformes, Syngnathidae.